Messenger RNA from Ostrea edulis (European flat oyster), 6769 nucleotides. RefSeq lists its product as uncharacterized. The transcript is spliced from 7 exons. Lineage: Eukaryota; Metazoa; Mollusca; Bivalvia; Ostreida; Ostreidae. The record is from RefSeq and is a predicted model, not a curated record. Bases 120 to 953 code for a protein of 277 amino acids. Gene Ontology annotation, cellular component: nucleus; chromosome, centromeric region. Gene Ontology annotation, biological process: kinetochore assembly; protein localization to kinetochore; mitotic cell cycle.
UUUCUUUUCUUUCUGUUUUGCUUUGAGAGUAAAUGGGCGCCAAAUUUGACGACAGGCAGAUGGAUGCUGAAAGAUCUGGCAUAUUUCUAGCAUAAUUUGUGUGAUUGGCUAGUCCUACCAUGGCAGAGACUAGAAAAGAUGCUGAACUAAAUCUAGAGGAAGAAAUGUCUGUGGAACACAAUAGUCGAUCAGAGUCCCUGUCAACGGAUGUUGCUGAAACGGGGAACAAUAUGUGUAGUCGAUCAGAGUCCCUAUCAACAGAUGUUGCUGAAAUGGGGAACAAUAUGUGUAGUCGAUCAGAGUCCCUGUCAACUGAUGUUGCCGACACGGAGAACAAUGUGCAGGUGGAGUGGUCCCAGUAUGAAUGUCAAUAUUUAGACUUCACACCAAAGUCACUUAUUAAUGGGGAAUACAAUGUUGUUGUAACCAGUCUGAAGGAAGGAUUCUCAACAGUGGAAGCAUUUAUAAAUGAAGAGUUUGGCUCUGUGAUAUCUCCGGAGCAGACAAAGCGAGGUCUGGAGGCAAUACAGGCACUGGUUGUUGAAAAGUUGGACACCAGAUUUGAUAAACUUGAGUCUUAUCUUCUGAGAAACGUAUUUAGCAUUCCUGGGGAUCUGGUCCUUCCUGAGGAUAGGGUACAGGUGAUGCACCCCAUCACUCCAGAGGAAGACGUCCAACUGGAGGCAGACAUGGAACAGCUCCGCAAACAAAUCACUGCCAUUCGUUAUGCAAAUGAAUAUGCAAAACAACAGAUCACAGAGAUCGAUAACCUACAGAAGCAUGCAGAUGUCACUCAUUCAUACCUUCAAAGGCUGGAGAAUUCUGCUUCUGAUGCUGGAGUUUUGGGAAUGAAGGAUUCUCUGAGUUUUGUGCUGAACAAAAUGGAAGAACUGAUGACUAAUGCGAAUGAAUUACAGGAACAAAAUACUGUGGAUACAGAUUCUCCCACGUGAUCAAGCAACACAGGACUUCAUGUACAUGUAUCAAAUUUUCUGGACUUUAUACAGUAUCAGUAUAACUAAACUGUACCUAUUGUGAUGAAUUUAAGUCUAUUAUACGUGUACAAACUGCAUGUGGUGAAUUGAAAUGGUGUUUUGGAUCAAAUGGACAUGCUUUGACAAAGGUUUUGUUUGCAUGAAAAUCUUGGAACUUUUUGCAUUCAUCUUGGAUAGGGUCAGUUUUUUAUUAUCAUUUGGAUUGGAUUUUUUUGGGGGGGUUAGUCAGUUGGUGGGUUUUUUUUUGGGGGGGGGGGGGGGUGUUAAACAACUGGCACACUUGUUUCAUCAUCUGGAGCAAGCCAGUUGAGACUUUCGAAAUUGGGUAACUUGUUUCAAGUAUAUAUAAGUCGAUGGUCAACUGGAGUAGCCCAGAUUGACUUGAAUAGUCAAUUUUUCAUUCAUUGAAGGAGUUUAAUGUUUUAGUAACUUACAGUGGUAAGGGAACAGGUAGAUUUUGUGGCGUGGUUGUUUUGGUUUGCACAAUGAUACAAUCAACACUGCUCCUCUAUGGAAGUUACAGCUCAGGCUGUAAUUUUUGUGAACAAAAUAUUAGAUUAGGAAACUUUAAUUUAUUUAACUGAUUAUCAAUGAUGAUUUAUAAACAGAUAUGGGGUGCAAUUUAUUAAAUCUGUUUUGUAAAUGUUUGUAAAAUCCAUGAUUUUUGGUUUUAUAUUUUGAUAGAAAUUCGGCUAAAUUUUCACUUGUUUUUGCAAGACAAAAUUGGUUAAAAAAAAAUUAAUGUGAUAAAAGUGAAUCUGGUCGAUGUCUGGAUGCCUGAAACAAGUGCACACGAUAUGCAUGUGUGUCCUCCAUGUAACGUAGUGGUCAUGUUAUUUCUGAGACUGUUAUGUAAAGUGAUAUAUAUUAUUGAAAGCAACCAUUUGAUUUAUGAAAUAGAUUUAAUCCAUAUUACUAAAACUAGCCUUGCAAUUAUUUUUUUAAAACUGAUUGUUUGUUUUGUUUGAUCUACAAUGAAACUUCUCCAAACCGGCCCCUCAGAAAACCGGUUCUCUCUAUAUAUCGGCCGAUUUUCAAAGUCCCGGCAGAAACCUUAACAUUUCCUUUAUACAAAGAAAGUCUCUCAAAACCGGCCACCCCUGAAAACCGGACAUCAGCCACUUUUUAAAGUACAAUUGUUAACAAACAUGUGUGAUUUACCCUUAUAAUACUGGCCACUAUUUGAAGACUAGAAAAUUUUGGCCAGAGGGGUGAUCAAGAAGGGCCAGGUGUAAAAAAUGACUGACCUACUGGCCAGGUGGGAAAUUAUGGACCGGAGGUGUGAAAAACACUAGUGGCCUCUAUAAGUUCUAUAGUUUACCUGUGCUGUCCAGGGUGUUAAUUGGUGCUUGGCUAAUCCAAGUGACCCUUUCAAAUUUCUGUAGGAAAUGUUAUAAACAGAUAUGCACAUAUUGAAUGAAUACAAUCAAUACGCUAUAUUGUGUCACCAUGGAUAUAAGCGGUAGUUAAUAAACAACAAACCCAUGACUGUUAAUAAUAAUUUUCAAAAGAUAAAUGAUUUUUGGGGGGUUUCCAUAGACUUAGAAUUCCUAAGAAACAUCAAAAUUAAAAUUAUAUAUUUACUACUGUACUUUUCAAAAACUUCAAAACAAAUUUGUUAACAAUAUAAGCAAUGGACAUAAACAGAGUUUUUAUAGGUAAGAGGAAUUCCAAUAAUAGGCCUCUGUGUUUUCUUUAUGUAUCCUGUUAUAAAGUUUUAGUUAAAAUCAGAUGAUUGCAGCAAGACUAUUUCUCCUAAUAAUUACCUGUAGGUACAAGAGGACUAGUUUGAUCUCCAUGGAUAAUUGAUCAUAGAUCCCCAUAUCAAAGUGAGCAGUACCUACACUGUGUAUUAAUUGCAGCAAUCAAGUGGUUAUCUGUUUGUUUUGUUUAUUAAAACAUAAGCUGAAAUUCUACAUAAAUGCUGCUAGUCUACAGAUUUCUAUACCUAUAUAUAAUGCAGUUUUAUUUAAACUGAAUUUUUUCCAUUAUUUAUGCAUGUCAAUGUAAAAAUGUUUAUUCAUGUUUAAUUAGUUUUAGUGCUAUAAAUUGAAAAAUAAACAUGUUAGUAAAUUAUUUUGUUUAAUUUCCAAUAGGGAAAUAAUAGUCCUUGAACACCAUAUUAUAUGGUUUAUGGUAUGUCAAUGAAAUAUCUAAUAAAAAUUGAGCUGAAAUGUCUCUAAAUGCUAAAUUCUCGGUAUACCGGCCACCCCUCUAAACCGGCCUUUUUUUUUUUUCGGUCCGACAGCUGGCCGGUUUAGUGAAGUUUCACUGUAUUUCUAACUUCAGGGAGAUUUUGAAAGAGUUAUGGCCCAUAUCACAGUUGUUGUAAAUCAUUAAUGCUAAUUAACUAUUCUAGUUCAGUGAUUUUUUAAGACCCAUUUUGGGUCCAAAUUUCGGCCCUUUCCCCUCCUAAAAAUUGUAAUUUUCUCUCAAUUUAGCUUGCAUUUUCCCCAAUGAUAAAAUUCUGAAAGAAAAACGUAUUUGAAAAAAAUGAACAUUCGAUGUGAAUUAUGUACAUAUGACUUAAACAUAGAGUUAUGGGAAUGAUGAUUUGGAUAGAAUAGUUGAAAAUUUUAGAAGGUUAAAGAAAAUUAGAUGUGUAAAAAUAAAGAUAAUUUAAUGCUUGAUAUGAUUUUAAAACUUAUUUAUGAUAAAAUUGAUUUUUCCCAAUUUGACUGAAAUGUCGGGGGAAAAAAAUCCCAAUUUGAAAGCCACAGGACCCUUGUAAAAAAUGUAGAAAAAUCACUGUAGUCUCAUUGUUUUGCUUUCAGUAGUAAUGUUUGCAAAUCACACUAUCUUUAAUGAAGUGAAAGAUGGAGAGGGUGUGUGUGUGGAUUUUAAUUAUUUAGUCUAGGUUUUCCUAGGAUACAGUGGAGCCUCGGUAAUCCGGACGCCAUUAAUCCGGACGCUUCACCUUCCGGACGAUUUUUCUAAGGAACGGAAUUUUUAUACGUUAUUUUGCAUCAUUAAUCCGGAAAUUCGCGUUCCGGAUCCGGACGGUCACUUUUUACUACAAAACGUUAGAAUGCAUUGAAAAUUGUACCGUUAAUCCGGACGGUAAUUUUGUUUAGGGAAGCUAUUUUAGCAAGGCGUAAAUUAUAAAGAAAACAAGCCAAACUGUCUAAUUGAAGCGAUUACCUGUACCCUGUCAACACCUCCCUCCAAUUAGGUGGUGUGUGAUGAUAAGUCUGUUAGAUAGCACGUGCCGAUCGAGACAUUGUAUUGCCAAUUUUCGCACAUAAUAUCUUUAUUGCGUGUAGGGUUGAAUUUUGUAAAUAAAUCUGUAGCAUAUUAUUUUAUAGUCUUGAUCAAUACCCUAAUAGUAUUAAUAAAUUAAACAUCAUGCCGUAAUGAUAAUUUUUUAACUGCAACACAUAUCAGUUGUACUGAUUCGUAAAUUGAUAUCGGCUUAUUCACAUCCAAAGAGUGUAGAUUAUACUUCUAGAUUCUGGAUUUUAUUCUGUUGAUUGGCGUGAAAUAUGUGUAUGUUCAUGCACAUGUAUAUGUAGUAUAAUUUUUUAACGUUUAGAAUGUCACGCAUGUAGAAUGUACCUGUGUACGAUUGAUUCUUGUUACGAUGUUGUAGAGCUUUAUUGCUUUCGAAUUUUUAAACUCUGGGUAGAAGUGAGAAAAUUACCAUUUUAAGGAAAAUGACAAUUAAAUUCUGUAUGUACCUGUAAUGUUAGUUUCACCCGAGUUUUGUUCCGUUAUUAUCGCAUCAUGAAAAUAAUAGGUGCGCGUGGCUAGAUCAAAGCAGUAGUAGGUCUUGAUAUUACGAGCUUAAAUGAUUUUGUUCUCCCGAUAUUGUCUUGGAUGAUUAUAGAAUAAGAAAUAUAAACUCUGGCAGAUUGAGUUUUGGUUAAAGAAUGUUGUCAACUGACAUGAUAAUCACGAAAUUCUUAUACCAACUUUGGACGAUGAAGAUUGUUAAGAAGUAAAAGUGUGAUGAAAUGUUUGAAGUGUAAAUGAUUAUGUUAGUUACUAAUGAUAUAUUUACUUAUAGUUACAUAAAGUGCUUCAUUAUUUGUUUUAGUGCAGACGGUACACAGUUUUGUAUAUUUAUUUGUAGGGAUCAUAUGUAUGUACAAUGUAAGCACAGACAAAUACACUGAACACGUACAUUAAAUUUUAGUGCUUUGAAAUACAUGUAAAUGUUACAUUAUCAUAAUUUAUUUACUAAUGCAAAUGGUUAAAUCCAAUGAUAGAAUGUGUUUAAUUCACUAUGCAUCAAUAAAGUAGGCACAUAUUGGUUACUUAUGUAAUGCUAGAAAAUAUGCGAUUCAAUUAUCCGGACGCUUCAUUUAUCCGGACGAUUUUGCUGGGAACCAAAGUGUCCGGAUUAACGAGGCUCCACUGUAUAUGUAAUAAAAGAAAGCCAAGAUUAAAAGAAAGAUUUUUUUGAAAAGAUGUGGCUUCGUGGCAUGCAUAAAAAAAUCUGCAAAUUUUUCUGUUCUAUCAGAAGUCGAUAGAUUCUCACUACACUUUGAUCAGUGAAACGCAUUGUUUAGUAUUGGCAAAGACUAGAGCACUUGGAUAAAGAUCAGAGUGGAUUCCCUUUACUAUGAAAUGUAUACAAACAUUCUAAAAGGUUGCAUACUGAUGAUAAAUCCUCAGAAAUAAAGGGAGGCUUUAAUGAUAGGGUUAGCAGAUAUUACUGAUGUACAGUACAUGUACUAGUAUGUAUUCAAUGCAGAAUAAUAUCUACUCUUCCUAUUUGCCCAUAGUUUUUACACAUCUGCAUCUCUGAAAUAUGAUCUAUGAUUAAGUGUAACAUUUCUUUCGCUGAAAAGAUAUACAGAAAUUCAUACCUUUUGCUGCCUCAAGAGGAUUUGAUAAUUGUACAAAUAAAACUUAUCUUUGUAAAGAAUCUCUGCUUAUUUGUCAGUUGCAGCUGAUAAAUGGGGGAGGGGGGGGGGGGCUGUUGUGAGUUGUGAUCCAAAAAUAGGUCACUGGCCUCCUUUUAAAAUUGUAUGGCUAUACAUAGAUAUGUGUCAUGUACAUAGAGUUCCAGUCAGGUACAUUAUGUACCUCAGUGGUCCAUUCAUUUAGCAUAUUAUUUCUUGGUAAGGUAUUUAAAAAAUUCUGAGAAAUGUCACUACUCUAAAACAGCUAAACCACAAGAGCCUUGUUAUACAUAUAUGAUAUAACUUUUGUUGUGCUAAUGAGAUACUCCGAAUAGAUCUAUUUCUAAACUUUUCGAAAGUUUGUUAUUUUCCAAAAUUCUGAUUGCAUGAUUCCAUAAUAGGAUGACCAAGUGAGUUUAUGUGAGAUAAAACACUAAAUGUUUUGAUGAUUAUUUAAUAAUAUACUGGUACUUCAACAAAAUAAACAGGUACUAAUUCAGUUACACAACAGUUGAAGUUACACAACAGAUCAGUGAGAAAAAAAUUAACUCAUGUGUCACAAACCAAAAGUAGGAGUACAAAGGGAAAUUCCCUAUUUAAAAAAAUUGAUUGCUUGGAUCAAUUUGUAUUUUAAUUCCACUUGUUAAAGAGUCUUACAUGAAGAAAUAAAGUAGACAUCAAUUAACAAGUAAUAGAACAUAUGUAUCCACAUGGCAGUUUUGGGGUUCUGAAUAUAUGUCUCUGCUGUGGUCUACAUAUAGUUCUAACACUUGUGUACAUGUAUGCUGAGGUAUUGUCAAGGUCUUCAUGAAUUUGCAUUAGGUUAAAAUAUGAGAGUGGAUUGUAUGAGCUAGGUCUAAAACUUUAAUAUGUAUUGAUCAUGAUGUGAUAUAUGAAUGCAUAUAGAAUAAAGGCACAUGAAAGAAA